AUGUCUGGGUUUGCUUCAUUAUUUGGCAAUGUUGAAAGCCAAAAUGACCUGUCUGUGGAAAAGUUGUUCCAAAACGCAGCCGAUGGGCCAAUUUCGAAGGAUCAAAUAAGCUAUAAACCUAGAACAAUUGUAAAUAUUCCUAAUCAAGGGAAGAGGAGAUUUCAACAAGUGUCAGAAAAUCAAGAUGAAACUAAAGAAGAGGGACAUUUGGAAGAGGGGGAGGAUAUUAAAGAGGAUGAUAUUGAAGAGGAAGACAAGUCUCUUGAUCAUCAUAAAUCUAAGAAAUCUAGAAAAAACCACGAAAAUGAUGAUUUAGAAGCAAAAUAUUUUGAAAAAGUGAUGAAAGAUGAUGAGGAUGAAGAAGCCACACCACUGAAAGAAGAAAAAGAAGAAGAAGAAGAGGAAGCAAAAGAGAUUUCUAAAACGGUGACAGAAGUUAACGAGAAACCCGUUUCCUCGUCUACUGCCGCCAGCGAGGCAGAAAAGGCAACUAGAACAAUCUUUGUAGGAAAUGUUCCAAGCCAGGUACUAAAAUCGAAACCAUUGUUUAAAGCAUUUAAAAAAAUAUUCAAAGAGUAUGGUAAAAUCGAGUCCGUUAGGUUUCGGUCGAUAUCGUUUGCCGAUAAUCUUCCAAAAAAAGUCUCCUUUGUCAAGAAAAACUUGCAUGAAUCAAGAGAUUCCGUUAACGCUUAUAUUGUAUAUGCUGAAGAAGAGCAUUCACUCGAAGCAUCAAAACAAGCAAAUGGUACAGUUUUUGAAAGCCACCAUUUAAGAGUCGACCAUGUGACCCAAUCGGCACCAAGGGACAACAAGAGGACAAUUUUUGUAGGGAACUUGGACUUUGAAGAACAAGAAGAGAAUUUGUGGAGAUACUUUAAUGAAAAAUUGGACAAUGACGUUAAGUCUGUAAGAAUUGUGCGCGACCCCAAAACCAAUUUGGGAAGGGGUUUUGCUUUGGUACAGUUUAAAGAUUCUUUAUCUGUGAAUAAAGCGUUGAUGUUGAACGAUAAACCAAUGGAUAUUAUGGUACCAGGAGACAAGAAAAAAACACCGCGCAAAUUACGUAUAACGAGAACAAAGAAUGAUAAAUCAAACGUUUCGAAAAUUGGUGAAAAACUUGGAAACAAGAAAAAUAAUGGUGCUCGUGUCAAGGGACACGGCUCAAACAUGCCCAUUGAAGGUGAAAGAGCUAGAAAAGGUGCUAAAAUCAAGGGUAUAAAGGGGUUAAAGACGGGGAAGGUGAAGAAACCUAGAAUAAGAGAACGGUCUACAAAAUUUAAGAAUGAGAGAAAUUCAAUGCAAAAGGAAGUUGAAGCUGGGAAAAAGUAG
This is a messenger RNA of Lodderomyces oxycetoniae, 1329 nucleotides long. RefSeq lists its product as uncharacterized. The record is from RefSeq and is a predicted model, not a curated record. Gene Ontology annotation, cellular component: nucleolus. NCBI's taxonomy places the organism in Eukaryota, Fungi, Ascomycota, Pichiomycetes, Serinales, Debaryomycetaceae. Gene Ontology annotation, molecular function: rRNA binding. The coding region runs from base 1 to 1329 and encodes 442 amino acids. The transcript has a single exon. Gene Ontology annotation, biological process: maturation of LSU-rRNA from tricistronic rRNA transcript (SSU-rRNA, 5.8S rRNA, LSU-rRNA).